UUUGCGUCACUCCAGUCAUCAUCUCAAAAUCGAACCCACUGAAACUGUCUGCAAGCUUUCGCGUCAUCAGUCAUCUUCUCGAACUCAUCCACUUGCAGAAAACUAUCUUCAAGCACGUCUUAUUUGCUUCAAUGUUGAAUUCAUUUGAGUGACUGGAGCUAUCUUGAUUCAUCUUUUAACUCUUCUCAGUUUUAAAAUUUAUAUUUGUUUUUUUAAAUCCCUUUAAAUUUUGAUAGACACGGUCAAGAAUUUGACGGUCUAAAGUCAAUAUUUUUUUCAUUUUCCAUCGGUCUUUCCCCAAUUCAACAGUCUCAUAAGAAAACUUUUCUAAUUUGGGUUCACAUUGAUUUUUUUUCAUCUGGGUAUUUCUUGGAAAAUUGUUUGGACUUUUAUCGGUUGUUCUCUUUGUCUUCUCGAGCCAACCUUCACGCAUAUAUAGUUUGCUUGUUCUCUUGUUUCUGUAAAUUUAAAUAAAUAAAGCUGUUGCUUUUAGGUGCCAUGGACAUCCCUCUGCCUCGGGAUAAGUUAUCUUUGGAAUUAAUAACCGAGGACAAAACUUAUGUUGUUUUAGUGGCAACUGGGAGUUUCAAUCCUCCAACUGUUAUGCACUUACGUAUGUUUGAGCUGGCGAGAGAUGCACUGAACUCAGCGGGUUAUUGUGUUAUUGGAGGCUAUAUGUCGCCUGUUAAUGAUGCAUAUAAGAAAAGGGGCCUUAUAUCUGCUGAACAUCGGAUACAGUUGUGUAACCUGGCUUGCAAAACUUCUGACUUCAUAAUGGUUGAUCCAUGGGAGGCAAAUCAGAAUUCCUAUCAGCGAACUCUGACUGUUUUGUCAAGAGUAAAAAACUGUUUGAAUGGGGCUGGGCUGAUAACUAGAGGGUCCCUUAAGGUCAUUCUUGUCUGUGGUUCUGAUUUAUUCCAAUCCUUCAGCAUUCCUGGAUUUUGGAUCCCUGAGCAGGUAAGGAUGAUAUGCGGAGAUUAUGGUGUGGCAUGUAUACGCAGAGAAGGACAAGACAUUGAAAAAAUCAUCUCUGACAAUGAAAUUUUGAAUGAAAACAAGGCCAACAUCAUGGUCGUGGAUGAACUUGUACCAAACCAAAUUAGUUCAACGAGACUAAGGGAUUGCAUUUCAAGAGGAUUGUCAAUAAAAUAUCUUACCACGGAUGAAGUAAUUGAUUAUAUUAAAGAAAAGCAUUUGUAUUUGAACUCAAGUGACAAUUGAUCUUCAUUUUUUAACUUUGUACACAGUACACACAAAUAAUGGAUAAAAUUUUAACCA
Molecule: messenger RNA, 1278 nt
Organism: Pistacia vera
Lineage: Eukaryota; Viridiplantae; Streptophyta; Magnoliopsida; Sapindales; Anacardiaceae
Product: nicotinamide/nicotinic acid mononucleotide adenylyltransferase
Exons: 9
Coding region: 499-1221 (240 amino acids)
Biological process (GO): NAD+ biosynthetic process
Molecular function (GO): nicotinate-nucleotide adenylyltransferase activity; nicotinamide-nucleotide adenylyltransferase activity
Source: RefSeq, a predicted model, not a curated record